CCCUCCGCGGCGAGCAGCAACCCCACGACUCGGUGAUCUGAAGACGAGCGAAGUAAGGUAUAACAGGGCAGGUCAAUGUGUAGUGGGACGUUCUUACCAAUAUCAGAACAGUGAAGCACCAGGGAGUUUCAAAGUUGCUUUCAGACCUGCGAAAGAAAGUUUAAUUUUGUUAGCACAUUUUGAACCCGGUUUGUAAUUUUGUGUCGUAAUUUUUUGUUCCCCGCAUUGGAUGAAAAGAUAAUCCAGAAACAAAAGUUUUUCCAGUUCGGAUACGGAUUCACGGAGAUAUUUUCAAGACUAAGCAGAAGAUAAACGUUGUGGUUCUUGUUUGGAGGAUACUCUGUUUUUAACACACAAACAACUCUAUAGACUGGUCAGAGAAGUAGUGGUGCUCUCGGGCCCAUUCUACAUUAGGAAGUGAAGAUCAGCAUGUCGAAGAUAGCCGAUGUCGCAGUUGCCUUUGCUCUCGUCAUUUUGUUGUCGUCAUACACAGGGGCCAGGAGACGGCGAGUUGACUGCACGAAAUUUGUAUUCGCCCCAGUAUGCAGAGGAAUAGCUGCAAAGAGGGGAGAUACGCAUUUACAAAUCAGCCACACUUUAGGAAAUCCACAACGGAGACUUAGGUUACCAUUUUCCAGUCAGGAAUACAACUUCGAUUCCCCUUCAUUAAAAGAACCGAUGUCGUUGUCAAAGAUAUUGAUGAUUCUUUCGAAGAUCGACACAGAAAAGGACCUGGGCAGAGGGCGAGUCCAAUUGCAUUCUUCGAGAGAGCAAGAUCGGAUUGCUGAACCAGAUGCCAGAGAUAAACUGCUCCUGUCUGAUGACCGAUGGCUGCAAAACUAAAGGGUUGCUCGCAUCCAGGUGUACGCUGCUAGCUGGUCUAUGACACAAGAAACUUGUUACUCUGUUCUGAUAAUGAAGAUGUCGUUACACUGCCUUUGUCAACUAGCUCCUAUAUGAAGUACAGGUUUCCUAUACAAAAUCACUACAGACGAAGUGUCUUAUCUGAGGAAAGACAGAAGCUCUAUGUGUUGCCCAAAUUGACCAAAAAAAAAACCAUGGAAAAAUUCCUGGGAACGUAACGAAACUGAAGCCGUUUGUGGUGAUGCUCAAAAACCCGAUUUCAUCAUGGGAAAGUAACAUUCCUAUUUCUGGAACUGACCAGUAAAACAUACUGUACCCAAGUGAGGAUUUUUGUGGUUUUCGUUAUGUUUUUGUUUGGGAUCUACCUAUAUUACCAGUAGACGACAGAAGUAUGAAGAAAACAUUUCCUAUAAUAUACUGGAUGAUAUUUUUCUUGUCGCACCAAUACUAAUUUUGUUUCAAGAAAGCAAUAGGGAUUGUUGCAAUAGUGGUACUUGCUUUCACGAAAAGAAAGAUCCAAAGCGAGUCGUUUUAUAUUUGUCUAAAAA
Messenger RNA from Liolophura sinensis, 1412 nucleotides. Its product is annotated as elevenin-like. The transcript is spliced from 5 exons. Lineage: Eukaryota; Metazoa; Mollusca; Polyplacophora; Chitonida; Chitonidae. Bases 430 to 843 code for a protein of 137 amino acids. The record is from RefSeq and is a predicted model, not a curated record.